Trichomycterus rosablanca is the source of this 1332-nucleotide messenger RNA. RefSeq names its product histone-lysine N-methyltransferase PRDM9-like. The transcript has 7 exons. Gene Ontology annotation, molecular function: histone methyltransferase activity; protein binding. The record is from RefSeq and is a predicted model, not a curated record. Bases 36 to 1244 code for a protein of 402 amino acids. Gene Ontology annotation, cellular component: nucleus. Gene Ontology annotation, biological process: regulation of gene expression. NCBI's taxonomy places the organism in Eukaryota, Metazoa, Chordata, Actinopteri, Siluriformes, Trichomycteridae.
CUGAAAAUGACCUCUAUGGAGGAACAACACUCUCGAUGCAACACAUCACCCAUGUGGACCAGCAGGAUGAAGGAUUUUUCAAGGAUCCAGAUAAAGAGGAAGAUGAAGAUUACCUCUACUGUGAGGAGUGCAAAUCAUUCUUCACCAACAAGUGUGAGGUCCAUGGUCCAGCUCUCUUCAUCUCUGAUACCCCUGUUCCUGUGGGGGCUGCUGACCGAGCCAGACAAACCCUCCCACCUGGUUUGGAGAUAUGGGAGUCCAGUAUUACUGAUGCAGGUUUGGGAGUGUUCAAUAAUGGGGAGACAGUUCCAGUCGGGGUGCACUUUGGACCCUACGAGGGAGAAGUUGUAGACAGAGAGGAAGCCAUGAGCAGUGGAUAUUCUUGGGUGAUCUACAAGAGCAAGCAGUGUGAGGAAUACAUAGAUGCCACGAGGGAGACGCAUUCCAACUGGAUGAGGUAUGUGAAUUGUGCUCGUAAUAAUGAAGAGCAUAAUCUGGUAGUGCUUCAGUAUCAAGGGAGGAUUUUCUACCGUUGCUGUCGACCCAUUACACCAGCACAGGAACUUUUGGUGUGGUAUGAAGAGAGACACUCUAAAGAUCUCAGCACUACGUUUCACUGUCUGUGGAACAAAAAGUCUUCAGCAGAAGGUAAUGUCCAAUCAUCAGAAACAAAGGGGUACUCCUGCUCCCUGUGUGUUUUCUCCUAUACAUCUCAACUUUACCUCCACAAACACAUCAAGAGCCGCCACCAUAACGAAUAUGUAAGACUUCUGAAAUCAGGAGAGAUUAAAUAUGAGAACCUGAUGCCCACAAGUAGCUCCUGUGAUCAGGACACGUUUUCUGCUUCUCUCAGCAACAACUCCUUUCCUCGACGAACCAAGAAAGAAAUUCAUCACUGCUCUCAUUGCGGGAAGAGUUUUAUUCAAAAAGGUACUCUCCAAGUCCAUCAGCGCAUUCAUACAGGAGAGAAACCGUACCACUGCUCGACGUGUGGGAAGAGCUUUACGCAGAAGAAUCACCUCGAGCGACACGAGCGCGUUCACACAGGAGAGAAGCCGUACGACUGCUCACAAUGCGGCAAGAGCUUUACAGACACGGGUACUCUCCAACGACACCAGCAGGUUCACACAGUUACAAGUGAGUCCAGCUCUAUUCCGACCACUUUUCCAGCUUUCCUGACCAGUUUAUCCAGCCGUGUUGCAUCCCUCUUCUUAAUGCUGCCUCCCCAGCACACCACACUAUAAAAGAGAGUGCUAGCAACCACAGAUUGAUAAAACAUCUGUAGGAGUGUCCUACCUAUGCUGAAGGACCCCAGCCUUCUCAGGAAAUAAA